GUCCAAAUUUGAAAUCCAAAGGCAUCCCACCAAAACUAACCGCCUUUGCAUCUACCCUCCCUACCAUUAUAAAUUCAAAACCACUCGACCCUCCUUUCAUUUCUUUCCGUCUUCUUCCGCUUCCACGCGCGUGCGUCCUACUCACACGUGACAGGCAAGAAAAUGGCGGGAAAAGGAGGGAAGGGGCUUUUGGCGGGAAAGACCACCGCUGCCAACAAGGAUAAGGAUAAGAAGAAGCCGGUUUCCCGGUCAUCUCGAGCCGGUCUCCAGUUUCCAGUGGGCCGUAUCCAUCGUCAGUUGAAGUCUAGGAUUGCAGCUAAUGGACGUGUGGGUGCAACAGCAGCUGUCUACUCGGCUGCUAUCCUCGAGUACCUCACAGCAGAAGUUCUUGAGCUAGCAGGGAAUGCGAGCAAAGAUCUGAAGGUGAAGCGCAUCACGCCACGCCAUCUGCAGCUUGCAAUCAGAGGGGAUGAAGAGCUAGAUACCCUGAUCAAGGGGACCAUCGCUGGCGGUGGUGUGAUCCCGCACAUCCACAAAUCCCUCAUCAACAAGUCCUCCAAAGAAUGAAAGCUUGGUUCUUUUAGUAACUCUUUUUUAUGUUCUUGUUUUUUAACUAGUGGCAGACAUGAUGUUUUAGGAUUAGUUGUCUACAUGGUUUUUUAAGUUAGGUUUGGUCUCUUGUUUGUUUAGCUACAUGUGUAGUACUUGUAUUGUUUAGAGACGAAGAUUUCAGUCUGUUGUCUUUAUUUUGUUGACUUGGAUGUUAAAUUCUAACAGGAUUUAUAUGAUGAUAAACAUGGGCUUCAGUA
Molecule: messenger RNA, 809 nt
Organism: Magnolia sinica
Lineage: Eukaryota; Viridiplantae; Streptophyta; Magnoliopsida; Magnoliales; Magnoliaceae
Product: probable histone H2A variant 3
Exons: 3
Coding region: 163-567 (134 amino acids)
Cellular component (GO): nucleosome
Molecular function (GO): protein heterodimerization activity; structural constituent of chromatin; DNA binding
Source: RefSeq, a predicted model, not a curated record